AUGUGCAACGCGAGCCAAGCCAGCUGGAGCUGCCUUGUGGACUCCAGGGUAGACCACCUCUUCCCGCCCACCCUGUACAUCGUCGUCAUCACGGUGGGGCUGCCCACCAACUGCAUGGCGCUCUGGGCGGCCUACCUGCAGGUCAGGCAGAAGAACGAGCUGGGCGUCUACCUGAUGAACCUGUCCAUCGCGGACCUGCUCUACAUCGCCACGCUGCCCCUCUGGAUCGACUACUUCCUCCACUACGACAACUGGAUCCACGGGCAGGAAUCCUGCAAGCUGUUUGGGUUCAUCUUCUACACCAACAUCUACAUCAGCAUUGCCUUCCUCUGCUGCAUCUCGGUGGACCGCUACCUGGCCGUGGCACACCCCCUGCGCUUUGCCAAGUUCCGGAGGGUCAAGACUGCGGUGACCGUCAGCCUGGUGGUGUGGACCAUCGAGAUCGGGGCCAACUCAGCCCCGCUGUUUCACAACGAACUCUUCCACGAUCGCUACAACCACACCUUCUGCUUCGAGAAGUACCCCAUGGAGGAGUGGGUGGCCUGGAUGAACCUCUACCGGGUCUUCAUCGGCUUCCUCUUUCCCUGGAUGCUGAUGCUCUGCUCCUACCAGGGGAUCCUAAGGGCCGUGCGCGGCAACGUCUCCACCGAGAAGCAGGAGAAGGCGAAGAUCAAGCGCCUCUCGCUCAGCCUGAUCGCCAUCCUCCUCUUCUGCUUCGGCCCCUACCACCUCAUCCUGCUCUCCCGCAGCACCGUCUACCUGAGCAGGCCGUGCGACUGCAGCUUUGAGGAGAAGAUGUUCGUGGCUUACCACACUUCGCUGGCUUUCACCAGCCUGAACUGCGUGGCGGAUCCCAUCCUCUACUGCUUUGCCAACGAAGGUGCCCGAAGCGAUGUGGCCAAGGCCCUCUCCACCUUGGUGCGCUUCCUCACCAGCUCCAAGCCCCAGGAGAUGGCCAGUGCCUCGCUCACCCUCGACACCCCUCUUUCCACCAAGAAGAGCAUCUUCUGCCGGCAGCCCUUGGCCUUCCCGCUGCCGCCCUCCUCGCAGGCUGGCGGGUUGGGGAUGGGAGACGAGGAUCUCCCCAUGAAGAUCCUGACUUUUAAGCAGUGA
This is a messenger RNA of Protobothrops mucrosquamatus (brown spotted pit viper), 1113 nucleotides long. It is a transcript of the gene GPR4, whose product is annotated as G protein-coupled receptor 4. The record is from RefSeq and is a predicted model, not a curated record. NCBI's taxonomy places the organism in Eukaryota, Metazoa, Chordata, Lepidosauria, Squamata, Viperidae. Gene Ontology annotation, cellular component: membrane. Gene Ontology annotation, molecular function: G protein-coupled receptor activity. Gene Ontology annotation, biological process: G protein-coupled receptor signaling pathway. The coding region runs from base 1 to 1113 and encodes 370 amino acids. The transcript has a single exon.